AUGCGGCCCCUGCUCUGCGCGCUGGCCGCGCUCUCCCUGCUCUGCGCUGCGGGCGCCGACGCCGCUGCUGAACCCUUCAUCCCCUCCCGAGGAGAUCCAGCUCGGACCACAGGGUGUGACACACACAUGGCUGUCCAUGGCCGUUUAGACAUCAUAGAGGAGAAGGUGGAGAAGACCGUGGGGCACCUGGAGGCAGAAGUGAAAGGCCUGCUGAGCCAGCUGGAGGAGCUGGCCUGGAACCUGCCCCAGGGGCCCUUCAGCCGAACCCCCGACCUCCUGGGAGAUGAUCGUUUCUGAGCACCUGUCUGUCUGAGCACCUGUCUGUCUGAGCACCUGUCUG
Molossus molossus (Pallas's mastiff bat) is the source of this 340-nucleotide messenger RNA. It is a transcript of the gene PLAC9, whose product is annotated as placenta associated 9. The record is from RefSeq and is a predicted model, not a curated record. NCBI's taxonomy places the organism in Eukaryota, Metazoa, Chordata, Mammalia, Chiroptera, Molossidae. The transcript has 4 exons. The coding region runs from base 1 to 297 and encodes 98 amino acids.